UCGUGCGUUCGCUGUGUUUUGAAGUGAUUUGCGUAACACGAACGAUAUUUAGAAUUUAGCAUUGGUUUUCUCCGUAAAAUAUGAGUUUUAUGAUUACAAAAUCUGUAUUAGGCACUGGUCGUGCCAUCCUGAUGCGACACGCAUCAACCAAGGCCACAGCAGCUUCUGCACCAGUCAAAGAAAAAUGGGACAUCUACGCGGGAGUGCUGGUGGAGAGAUUGCCGGUGAUCACCAAAACCAUGGCGCCCAUCGAGGCUAAAUUCAAGAGCAUGUUGGACCAAAUUGAGUUUGAAAACAGUCUCAAAUCCAAUCACGAAGUUCGCAAGGAGGUGGAGAAGCGCCAAGCGGAACUACUAAAGGCCGGGAAGAUCGACCUGGACUCAGAAACGCUGAAACAAACUGCCCAAGAUUUGGAAGAUGCGUAUAACGAUGAGUUCAGCAAAUUUAAACCCGCCCCACGGAUCACGGAAGCCGACAAGAAGAAUGAUGUAAAAUCACUUAGCCGAAAGCUGGAGGAAACGCUCGUUUUACUGACGGAACAAAAGCUAGGCGAUAAAAGCUACUUCCUGCUUCCACAAGGAAAGUACUCGCCGAGCGAAUCCUUACGGCAGACGGCCGAACGGGCAUUGAAAGAGAACGUGGGAGAUGGACUUAAGGUGACAUUCUACGGAAACGCUCCGGUUGGGUUCUACAAGUACAAAUACCCAAGUACGACGCGACAGGAGGCAGUUGGGGCAAAAGUGUUUUUCUUUCGAUGCACGCUGAAUCCUGGCAGUCAGAACGUGACGGAUAAAAAGGUCAAGUUUCAGUGGUUGGACCAGUCCGAACUGGAGAAAACACUUAAAGAACCGUAUUAUCAUAGUGUAGCACAAUUUCUGGUGUAACUCGACAAGGUUUAAUAAAAACUCGGGAAAAUUAUAGAAGAAA
Messenger RNA from Aedes albopictus (Asian tiger mosquito), 927 nucleotides. It is a transcript of the gene mRpL46, whose product is annotated as large ribosomal subunit protein mL46. The record is from RefSeq and is a predicted model, not a curated record. Gene Ontology annotation, cellular component: mitochondrial large ribosomal subunit. NCBI's taxonomy places the organism in Eukaryota, Metazoa, Arthropoda, Insecta, Diptera, Culicidae. Gene Ontology annotation, molecular function: structural constituent of ribosome. The coding region runs from base 81 to 884 and encodes 267 amino acids. The transcript has 2 exons.